Bombus pyrosoma is the source of this 891-nucleotide messenger RNA. RefSeq lists its product as uncharacterized. The transcript is spliced from 6 exons. The coding region runs from base 84 to 611 and encodes 175 amino acids. NCBI's taxonomy places the organism in Eukaryota, Metazoa, Arthropoda, Insecta, Hymenoptera, Apidae. The record is from RefSeq and is a predicted model, not a curated record.
GUAGAAGUUGGUAAUAAACAAGAACAUAUUUUUUAAAGUUAUAUCUUUUAGUUUGUUUUGUUUACUUCUUAAAGUGGUUUAAAAUGGAAAAUAUUGAAAAAGUUAUCAAUCUUUUGCAUAAAAGGAAAGUUGCUCGUGAUGAACAAUUCGCAAAUGAAGAGAGAAAGCAAAUUACAGAAUACAGUAAUUUGAUGAAUACAUUGCAGACUAUAAAAGAUGAACGUAACGAUUGUAAAGACAACAUUAUUAAACAUCUUCAGUGUUUAACGAUGCACAAACAUUCCACAUAUAAACUUAUUCAUAAUUCAGAGAAUAUUCCAGGAUUGCCGGUUUCUCACAAUUAUCAUCGGCAAACAAUAAUGUUUUUAUCUGAGGGGAUUGAUUUUAUAAAUAAAUUACCAAAUAUAUAUACAAACCUAGAUAACAAUAACAAAGAAAGUACUAUUAAUUCUACAAAUCUUCUUCAUGAUAUUACAUCUUGUACAAAUAGUGUAGGAAGUGAACUUUGUAAUAUAAAGUCUCUAAUUACAGAUGUAAAAACAUUGCAAAAAAAUACAGAUAUAUUGCAGGAGUAUUGUUUAGUUAAUAAUGAUGGGGAUAUGGAUAUCUAAACAAAUAAUGUCUUACACUUUGAAUGAGAAAAAUACAUUUUAUCCUUAAUCCUAACAGUAAUAAGAGGAAGGUAUUAUCUCAUUCUGAAAGUUAUGUGAAACAUCCCUUUCUGGUCUUUCAGUUUCAUAAGCAGAUAAGACUCCUUUAAUUUUAUCUCUGUAAAAUAAAUACACUUAGCAGUAACAAAGAGAACUUAUAAUAUUUAUCAUUAUAACAAAAUAAAGAUAAAUGUAUAAUUUUAAAAAAAGGAAAUACUCUUAAUACACAAAUAUAUAAAUA